AUGGCAAGUGGUCGUCGCACUGGUCGUGGGGGAGGGAAGACAAUGGGUGUUAUUCAGGCUCCGGGUGACUCUACUCCUCCGCCGAGUACUGAGCAUUCUCCUGAGAAGAGUCCGCUGGUCUCCGCGCAAGCGUCGCCAGUGGCUCCUCCGAAAGGCUCUAUUGAGAGCGAUGUUGCGAAGACCUCUUUGCAGGAGCGCUUAUCUGCACUUAAGGUCAACGGGCUGAAGGACAAAGCGGUGGAGAGUGAUGUCGUUCUGCCUUCGCAGCCUGGCAUGGUGUCGGCAGAAGGCUCGGAUCCGGCUCUAGCGGCUCCAGUGGUGUCUGCAAAAGGCAAGCAGGAGGCUGCGGAGGAAGAAUGGUGGGACAGUGAUGAUGAGGAUGACUUUGACCCUGUCGCGAUUAACGCUCUAUCGGCCCAGAUCAGUUUCUCGAUUACGCUGCUGGUCCCUAUCGAGUGGGAAGCGGAGGUUCCUAAGCUGAAAGCCACGGUCGUUGCUCACCUCGAUUUCUGGAAGGCGUCGCUGACGGCGGAUGCGCAGACAACAACGCAGUAUCAGGUUCUGUUGCCCGCGUUUUUGUCGAAGAAGAAGUAUCAUCGGCUACAGGUCACUUUUCAGCAAGCGCGUGAUGCGGAGUUUGCCUGGAUGUGGACGAUUGAACAUGAUCUCGGGAAGGGUGCUACUCUCAAGCUCGACUGGCAGCACCCUGAGAACGCGGCCUACAAGCAGGAGCGCAGGCUGAAUCCGGGAGCGGUUGAGGUGGUCCUGAAAUCGCUGGAACUGCUUCUCAUAGCUGCGUACCUGCCGGCACAGCCAGAAAACAGAGCACCUUUUUACAGAGACUGUCUGGGACCGUUUCUGAGCGGCCUUCCGGACCUGAAGAACGUUCUGGUGAUGGGGGAUUUCAACGUUGUAGAGGAUUCAGAGAUCGACAAGUCCACUGUCUUGGGUUCAGCGGCGGAAAAUCGGCGGCUGAUGAGUUUUUGGGCACGCACUCCUCUCACGGACGUUUUCCGCUAUGUGCAUCCUGGGAAAAGGGAGUACACUUUCCACGCAAAAGGUCAAGGGGUGAGCACCAGAAUCGACCGUGCGCUGCUCUCGCAGCCUCUGCUGUGCAAACUAGUGGACGCUCGUCAUAAAGCAAUAACGAAAAAGAUGACUGAUCAUUGGAAUGCGGUAAUGGCUGCUCUGGAGUUUUCAACGGCUGGGAAAAAAGGGCUCGGGAUCUGGAGACUGAGGGCUGCGCAGGCAAAGACGAAGGGCGUCAGGGAGAGGGUGAAGAAGGUGCUACGUGACACUGGUGGUGACUUGGCAGAAGUACUCCCGAGGUUGUCGUCCUGUCUGAGGGCUUACUCGCGGGAAGAAAGGAAGCGGGUUAAGGAGGUGGAGGUGUUCCGCAGCAGACUGUCACAGAAGCCGAGGUGUCAGCGCACAGGGGCGAUUCUGCUCAAGAAGGAAGAGCUGCUGAACGCGUAUGAGAAGUACCACAUGGAGAACCUGCAGGCGUGGGCUGGUAUCAAAUCGGAAUUAGAUGGGGAAGCGACGUCAAGCUUCCUGUCUGGGAAGGUUAAGACACGAAAGGCGAAAACGGAGGUUCACGAGGUUAAGCUUAAGGGGAAAGUUUUUACCGGAGCAAGAGAAAUUCUGGUGGCGGCGACGGAGUUUUUUCAAGACUCCUUUGGCGGUGACGACAUUUCAGACGGUGGGGUCGUGGAGUCUGAACCGCUGGGCCGUACCAUCAGCGAGGCAAGCAAGGAAGCCCUCAGUGCACCGUGGUCAGAGGAGGAGGUGCGGACGGCGGUGCGUGAACUGGCCUCAGGGAAAUCACCAGGGCAGGAUGGCCUGCCUAAGGAGCUGUUCGAACACAACUGGGACCUGCUGGGCCCGGUCUUGAUGCAGUUCGCUACCGACUUCACCCGAACUCUAAAACUUCCCAGCAGCGUCUCAACUGCAGUCACGAUCCUGCUGCACAAAAAGGGGAGCAAGGAGGACUUGGGGAAUUAUAGGCCAAUAACACUGCUCAGCACAGUCUACAAAAUCUUAGCGAAGGUUCUUGCGACGAGGCUGAAGAAAGUGUUACACGAAGUAAUCUCGGAGGACCAGGUCGGCUUCUUACCGGGGCGGAAGCUGGCGGAUGCAGUCACGGUUGUAGCAGAUGCCAUCGAAGCAGGCGUCAGCGGCAGGGAGGACUGGUAUUUACUAAUGAUUGACUUCCGUAAGGCCUUCGACUCCAUAUCGCGGCCUUUUCUUUUCCGCACGCUGAGAAGAAUGGGUAUCCCGGAGGAAUUUGUCUCCUGGGCGGAGGGACUGCACAGGGAGACAGGCACACGGGUUCACGUGAACGGCUGGACUGGUGAUAUGGUUGCGGUAAAAAAAGGGGUGCGGCAAGGGUGUCCUUUGGCCCCAUUCCUCUUUCUCUGCGCGGUGAAGCCGCUAUGUCAGGAGCUGACGAAGUGCAAGCUGGGAAUCGGUCGGAGAGGCAUCGGCAAACUGGCUUACCUGGGGUAUGCAGACGACACGUCGCUGCUUCUGCGAGGUGCGGAGCAGGUGUCGGUAGCGGCAGGAGUCCUGGACGAGUUUGGCGAGAAAUCGGGCUUACAAGUAAACCGAGACAAGACGGUGUUGUUUCCCUUGGGGAAGAACAGAGGAAAGCCGCCGCCGCCGGACCUGCAGUAUAAGUGGGCUGAUAAAGGGGAGCCGGAGCGUCUCUUAGGCGUAUGGAUAACACCGAACGGAGACCCACUGCCGUCCUGGGAGAAAGCAUUGGACAGGGCAAGGAAGGAGUUAGCAAAAUGGGAAGUGCAGCAUUUGACAACAUCUGCGAGGGUCACGAUUGUGAAUGGUUACAUCACACCGAUUUUCUUGUUCCAGGCGUAUAUCUACCCGCCCCCGAAGGAGAUUUGGACGAAAAUCCAGAGGAUCUGCCACAGAUUUGUGUCAGGGGGGCAAGCAACGGACGAGAAAGUCUUCAUACUUUGGAAUUACGAGCUGAUGUGCACACCCAGGGAAGAGGGGGGACUGGGACUGAUUUGCCCCAAAAAGAGGUUCGACAGCGUGGCGAUCCAGAACAUCGGGCGGAUGAUGCUGCAGGACAACCCGGUCAAGAAGUGGUUGACCGAAUGCGCAGCCGCGAUGCCUCAAGGCGAGGACACGAUUUUCACACACAAGUCCCUGAUCAAGCACUGGAAGGAUGGGAGCAGACGGUGGAAGGAGAUGCUGCAGGUUUUCUGGGACUCACCUUUCUGCGUCUCCCCUGAGCCGACAAACCGUUGGGAAGCAGAACGGGAGCGCCUAGCGUUCAAUCGGCGAAUACCUUUCCGAGGAGCAAGCCCGUUCGGGAAUCAGAAGGGCUCAGCCUGCCUCCUGGGGCUGACGAUGGGAGACCUGGUGCAGCGGCUGGGGAGCGGCGAGCGGAUCCUUAAGACUGAGGAGGCACUGACGAGGGAGCUUGGAAAUAAAGACGCGGCGAAGCUGGCGCUGAAGGCCUUCGCAGCAGCGCCGGCUGAGUGGAGGAAUCUAAUUCUGGAAAAGCUGACGAGUGAGGAGGUGGUCGAGAAGGUUCCGCUGUUGCGCUGCCAGGGCAGGGCUCCUACAAAGCACACGAUGUGGAAGGUCAGCGGCACGGACGGAGACAAGGUGGUCGGAAAGCUAUGCGUAGAUAACGGUGAUGGUACGGUCACGGCAUGCGAAGGGGACAAUCUGUCGCUCAGUUUCAGACUGUAG
This is a messenger RNA of Closterium sp. Yama58-4, 3723 nucleotides long. The record is from the annotation of a GenBank genome assembly. NCBI's taxonomy places the organism in Eukaryota, Viridiplantae, Streptophyta, Zygnematophyceae, Desmidiales, Closteriaceae.